AUGGCGACCGCCGCCGCGGCAGGGAGCAAGAGGGGCGGCGCCCGGGGCCGCAAGGCGCUCGUGGCCGUGCUCGACAACGAGGCCAACAUCUCCGCCGGGAAGGCCGCCGCCCAGGCCGCCGACCUCUCGGCCUCCUCGGCGCAGAAGAAGGCGAAGCGGGCGCCGGCAAGGAGCGGCAAGGCCAAGGCCAAGGCCGCGGCGCCAGCGGUCGUGGACGACGUCGCCGAGCUGCAGGGGAUGCUGGAGCGGCUGCGGCUGGAGAAGGAGAAGGCGGAGGAGAUGGUGAGGGAGCGGGACGAGGUCAUCCGGAAGAAGGAGGAGGAGAUCGAGACCAGGGACAAGGAGCAGGGGCGCCUCCAGGCCGAGCUCAGGAAGGUGCAGCGCGCCAAGGAGUUCAAGCCCACCGUGAGCUUCCCCCUCGUCAAGUCGUUGCUGGAGAAAGACCAGGACGCAGACGACAAGGGCAAGAAGAAGAAGGGGAAGGGCAAAGCCGGCCCCGAGAGGAAGAAGCCGUGCCCGGCGUACGUGCUCUGGCUCAAAGACCAGUGGACCGAGGUCAAGGAGGAGAACCCUGAGGCCGACUUCAAAGAUGUGUCCAGCACGCUGGGCGCCAAGUGGAAGGCGCUGAGCGCCGAGGAGAAGCAGCCCUACGAGGAGCGGUACCGUCAGGAGAAGGAGGCCUACCUGCAGGUGGUCGGCCAGGAGAAGCGCGAGGCCGAGGCGAUGAAGCUUCUCGAGGAGCAGCAGAUGCAGUGGACUGCCAAGGAGCUGCUGGAUCAGUACCUCAAGUUCAGGCAGGAGGCCGAGGAGGGUGACUGCAACAAGGGGAAGAGGAAGAACAGCAAGAAGGACAAGGACCCCUCUAAGCCCAAGCAGCCCAUGUCGGCCUACUUCGUGUACUCGCAGGAGAGGCGCGCCGCGUUGGUCGCGGAGAAGAAGAACGUUCCUGAGAUUGGCAAGAUCACCGGGGAAGAGUGGAAGAACAUGACAGAAGCUCAGAAGGCUCCCUAUGAGAAGGUUGCGAGGAAGCAGAAGGAAGAGUACCAGAAGCAGAUGGAGGUGUACAAGCAGAAGAAGAUUGAGGAAGCUGCGAGCCUUGAGAAGGAAAAGGAGGAGCAUAACAAAAUCAUGAAGCAAGAGGCUCUCCAGCUGCUCAAGAAGAAGGAGAAGGCAGAUAAUAUCAUCAAGAAAACCAAAGAACAGCGCCAGAAGAAGAAGCAGGAGAACGCUGAUCCCAACCGGCCCAAGAGGCCAGCCUCUUCCUUCCUUCUUUUCAGCAAGCAAGCGAGGAAGCAGCUGCUCGAGGAACGCCCGGGCAUCAAUAACUCGACCCUGAACGCGCUCAUCUCGGUGAAGUGGAAGGAGCUGAGCGGUGAGGAGAGGCAGGCCUGGAAUGCAAAGGCCGCACCUGCCAUGGCUGCAUACAAGAAGGAGAUGGAGGAGUAUACCAAGGCUCAAAGCUCAUCUCCUUGA
Messenger RNA from Miscanthus lutarioriparius, 1473 nucleotides. NCBI's taxonomy places the organism in Eukaryota, Viridiplantae, Streptophyta, Magnoliopsida, Poales, Poaceae. The record is from the annotation of a GenBank genome assembly.